UGCUGGGCAUCAUUCUUUUUCUCCAGCACCCGCAGUUCUUUGAAUCCGUUGUCCUCGGGAUUACCACUCUUUAACCCUUCGAAAGCAGCCACCUGGUGUGGAUUAUCUUCUCAUGAUGCCUUCAUUAUUAGCAUUGCAAGCUUUCCUUCUACUCGCCCUCGUCACUUUCGUCCUUGCCGCACCCUCACCCCACAACCCGCCUCAAAAGCGAAGCUUCAUGGUCGAGCGAAUACCUAAUCCCAAUUUCAAACGACACCCAAAUCACAAAAGAUCUGUUGGAGCAGGAACGAGAGCCCUUCUCAAGGCAUACCGGAAAUUUGGCAUUCCUCCAGGCCCAGUGCUCGAUGCCAUGCGUGCGGCAGGAGCUGGAGCUGCUUCGCCGGCCUCAGCAGUAUCGGAGAAAGCUGCUGGAGGUGGACUUGCCGCGGAAUUGGAAGGCUUGCUUGGUGAUUUGCUUGGGGCUGGAGCUGGAGCUGGAGCUGGAAAUUCCGCUGCUGCUGGUGGAAAUGCAAACGGAAAUGCCAAAUCGAGCCCUGCAGCAGCAGGAAAGGCCUCUAAGACGGGUUCUGCUGGUACCGCCAAGUCCACAGGAUCAACUGGAGCAUCUGGAUCAUCGACAAACAGUACAACAAACAGCACAGCCUCCGCUAACACUGGUACUGGUAUUGUUGCCGCUACCCCUGAGCAAGGUGAUGUCGAGUAUCUAGCUCCCAUCAGCAUUGGAGGCCAGACAAUGAACAUGGACUUCGACAGUGGAUCUUCUGACCUGUGGGUCUUCAAUACUCAACUGGCAACAGCUUCCCAAACUGGCCACCAAAACUUCGACCCCACCAAGUCUACCUCCUUCAAGAUGAUGACCGGUGCCUCAUUCACCAUCUCUUACGGUGAUGGAUCAGGAGCAGCUGGCAACGUCGGUACAGACACCGUCGACAUCGGAGGAGCAACCGUGACCAGCCAAGCCAUUGAGCUCGCCACCGCCGUCUCCACUUCCUUCAUCCAGGACACCCAAUCCAACGGGCUCGUCGGCCUCGCCUUCUCCAAACUCAACACCGUCAAGCCAGCUCCGCAAAAGACCUUCUUCGACAACGCCAAAGCCUCCCUCGCCAUGCCCGUCUUCACCGCCGAUCUUCGCAAGAACGCCGUGGGCGCAUAUACCUUCGGUGCCAUCGACUCGACCAAGUUCAACGGCUCCCUCACCUGGGCCGCUGUCAACACCACCAACGGCUUCUGGCAAUUCUCGUCCACCAAGUUCCAGGUCGGCACUGGAGCCGCCAUGACCGUCGCUGGCGGUCAGGCUAUCGCUGACACCGGAACCACACUCAUGUUGGCCAACGCAGCCGUCGUCAACGCUUAUUACAGCCAGGUCACCGGCGCAGUCAACAACCAGACUGUCGGAGGCGUGACCUUCCCUUGCAACGCGCAGUUGCCUGAUCUCCAGGUCGAUGUUGGUGGAUCGUACAUGGCGCUUGUUCGGGGUGAUGAUAUCAACUUCGCCCCGGUUGAUAAUGCUGGCACGACUUGCUUCGGCGGUCUCCAGGCCAUUGCAUCCAAUCUGCAGAUCUACGGCGACAUCAUGUUCAAGUCCCAGUUCGUGGCCUUCAACGGUGGAAACAACACCAUCGGAAUGGCUCCCCAUCAAUAGAUGGUGUACAGAAAUGUAUAUCUAGAUCUCGUAUAUUUGUUUUGGACAGAAAACCUUUUUUUGGGAGGACCCCUAUUGUUUAUAUGAUGAAAUGGAAUUGAAGAAAUGGACAAGAUGAUGGUUUUCUUGACAAUGUACAAAGUUACCGACAGACACCUUAGACAGGAUUUCAGUAAUAUGAAAUGACACUGCAUUAGGUGGAUUCAGACCAUUUUUUAUCACG
Molecule: messenger RNA, 1865 nt
Organism: Hyaloscypha bicolor E
Lineage: Eukaryota; Fungi; Ascomycota; Leotiomycetes; Helotiales; Hyaloscyphaceae
Product: acid protease
Exons: 2
Coding region: 113-1642 (509 amino acids)
Biological process (GO): proteolysis
Molecular function (GO): aspartic-type endopeptidase activity
Source: RefSeq, a predicted model, not a curated record